AUCAAUUCACGUCAAACAGGUCAAACAGCAUCAAUUUGUCAUUGGGUUUCGGGUCAUCGUGCAGGGUGAAAAUCGUGUUAUUUCCUCAUUAAGUCCCCUUGUGAGUUACUGUGAACCGAUCUCAGCGUGACCAUGGCUGAUCUAGACGAUUUCUUCGCCAAGAAGGACCGCAAGAAGAAAACGUCCAAAAAGUUCACCACAACGGAAGAAGUGGCCAAGAAGCUGGAAGACACCGCCAAGAAGACGGAGAAGCAGAAAAAGGAGCGGGUGCCCGAAAGCGAGGAGGACCGGACGCCAGGACAUGACCAGGAUGAGUGGAAGGAGUUUGAAGAAGAGAAAAAGGAUUACACUGGCUUGAAGAUCGGACACUUGUCGAGCAAUCCCAACCAAGAGAACCACUCGGUGAACCCAGAGGCUGGAUCGGGCGACCAAACUGAUGGGGGCGACAAUGGCGCGGAGGCAGAUCGCAAGCCUGGACCCUGGAAAAGAAUCGAUGUGCAGUCGGAUGGCGUGGUCGAAGAAGCGGCACCAGUGCCUCGCCCAGAGCAGCCCAAAGAAGCGCCUUCUGAGGGACCCACAAAAUACCGACCUCCCGGCAUGAGACAUCAAGCCCAACACGGGAACUCGGCACCUUCCCGCUUGAGACACCACAAAGGCGUGGCUCCCGAUAUUCACAACGAAGACUAUUUUCCCACACUCAGCAAAAGCGGCGACAAUAAGAAAACUCGUGGUGAGGGUAGUUUUGAGGUGGUGCAGCAGCACCGCUCCUCCUCCCAUCGCCAACAAAUGGAACACUCAAGGGGCUCCAGUGGUCCCCAACUCAACCUAGGCAACCGGUACAACACGCUCAGCAACGAUAGCUAGUAGGGGGGCCCGAAACCAGCAGCGGCACUCCAAGGGGGAUGUGCUACCUCGAUAGCAAAAGUAUUAAAUUGGGACGUUCCUCUCGAUCAGCCGGGACAGAGCCGCUGCUUCUAUGGCCCCAUAGUUGGCCUGCCAAUCAAACGUUUAUUUUUAAUCUAUAGUAUAUUGAAAAAUUUAAAAAACCGAUUGCAAUUUGCUCUGUACUUCGGGGGCAGAUUUCUAGGAAGAAUUUUUUCAAAAUUCAACUCAAGCGCACUUCCCCCAUCCAGUAUUUCCACCGAAUAUUGUGAUAUUUUUAAUCUACUGACCAGCGCCCCGUAGGUUGGAGAGAGACAGUGAAGGUUUUUGUAGAUGGGGCUGGCCCUUCGGCUAGGCCCCUAGAUACCUUCAGAGAUGGGGGAGGGUGGACGCCACAUUUCAGGGCGUUUUCUUAAGUACUCUGGUUUUAAUUGAAUUCAUGUUUUUUUUUAUCUAGUAGACCUGAUACCGACUAAAUAGCUAAACGAAUUGGUUGUAAAUUUUUUUAUAUUAAAUUAUAUUCUCAA
Molecule: messenger RNA, 1409 nt
Organism: Dendroctonus ponderosae (mountain pine beetle)
Lineage: Eukaryota; Metazoa; Arthropoda; Insecta; Coleoptera; Curculionidae
Product: protein CDV3 homolog
Exons: 4
Coding region: 133-864 (243 amino acids)
Cellular component (GO): cytoplasm
Source: RefSeq, a predicted model, not a curated record